Messenger RNA from Paramecium pentaurelia, 359 nucleotides. Lineage: Eukaryota; Ciliophora; Oligohymenophorea; Peniculida; Parameciidae. The record is from the annotation of a GenBank genome assembly.
AUGACCUUAGACUUAAGAAGUCCUAUAGAAGAUGGUUUUGAUGAUGACAUAAGCUCUACACAAUAACUAAGUGAUGGAUCAGUUGAAUCAUUGGAAGACCUCCUCCCUAAAAUUCAUUAAAAAUAAAACCCAUUUUGUAUUAUAGAAGAGAAGAUUAUACAAUAUCUCAAAUAAUUAAAUCUAGCAUUUAAAACUGAUCCAAGAAAAAAAGAGUUUGAAUAUAAGUAUUAAUUAUGUCUUAAACUAGUGAAAAAUAAAAAAAGACAAUACCUUAGUUUCUAGGAUCUGUUGAGGGUUCACCUGGCAUAAAGAUCAUCAAAAAUAAAACUAAAUAAAUAAUACAAUAUAAAAAAAACUGA